CAGAGUCCCAAAUGGUUUACCCGUUACUCAGGAAACGCGCGAAAGAUCUCGAAGCCGCGAGCCUGUGUUUACCCGUUAUCCCGUUUGAAAAUCCACCUCCCCUCCCUUAUAAAAUGGCGAAGCUAUUUGUCUGUGCUUCUGCAAUAAGGAAAUCUGCAGAUAACUCAAAGCCUUGAAAGUCGCCUGAGAAGAGAAGUUGAAUCUUAGUUCCCGGUUGGUGGAUCGCCGUUGAGCUGAUAACUGAGUCGUUUGGAUUGUGGCCCGUUUUGGCUGGAAGUUCUUUACAUUUUACAGCAUCGGCUCCCUUGAAAGCCUCGUUUCUAGCGGUUCUAUUGUAUAAUCUAAAUCCCGGGUUCCUUGGGAUCCAACAGCGUUUGUCACAAUGUACCCCGAGCCGAGAUACAUGCCUCCCGCAUAUUGGUAUAGCCCAAGUCCUCGAGCUUUCCCGGCUGACAAUUCAUUCAAACCAUCAGCCGCUUGUGAGACUUGGGCGCCAUCCUUAAACAAUCAUGGCUUCCCAGUUCCAGGAUAUGGCUGCUGCGGCCACCCUUAUAACCUUCAUUACCCCUAUGCUGGUCCAUCUCACCAAUUUCACUGUUUUGGGCAUCGCCCACCAUAUCCUGGUCCCUUCUGUACACCAUACCUUCCUCCACCUUUUUAUUACCAAAUGGAGCAGAACCCAAAUGGUUAUGGCGGAGGCGAUGGUUUGAGCAGGGAGCCCUCUCAUUGUUGUGGAUGUCCAAAUCACAGUCACGGCCAGAAGAAUGCUGAGAUGACGAAAGCGGAAGAGAAGGAGCCUGACCCUGAUCAGAAUCAGGAUGAUUCCCUGGUUCCACUUCAGAUAAAGGACAAACCAUAUCCAAUUGUGUGGGUUCCAACUGGAGAUAGAAAGAGCGCGAAUGAUGGCAAGGCACCUGAAUCAAGGAUUGAGAAGCUGCCAUCUAAGGAGCGUGCAACGACGUCGGAUGGUUGGUUUCCUCUUGAUAUGAAGGAGCUUGCUUCUUUGCUUGGAGGUGCUGAUAAGAAGAGAAGUCCAAGUCAUCAAAAUGGUGACCAGAAGGAGCAGCUUCAAUUUCCAUUGGUUUGGUUGCCUUCCCAUCAAAAGCAGGACAAAGGUGUCAAUGAACUUGGGACCAGCAAUGUCUCUAAGGCUAGCAAGUCUCCUGAGGUCAAAGAAAAUUCUAACAGUAGUCAAGGUUCAGAAGAGAAGGCAAAACGUGAAAAGACCAUCCCUGUGGUGGAAGUAAGACCAUGCGAGGAAGACGAGAAAUUUAAAAGCGAAGUGAGUAGUGAAAAUGUAAACUCUUCUGAAGGAGCCAAAGGCGAUGUUUUGAUGACCAUAAACGGCAAAUCCAAAAGGCAGUCACCCUCCCAGCCAAAGUCAGCAAGGCUACCCCCAGUGUGUCUGAGAGUUGAUCCUUUGCCUAAGAAAAGAAAUGGUGGUUCCAGGUCUCCUAGUCCGCCUGGUUCUAAAGGGAAGCUGCAAGAGACAUCGUCGGACUCUGUGAGGAAAGCUGCUCCUCCGAAAGCAGAGGAUGGCGAGAGAAGCGCCGACAAUGGUAUAUGCAAACAAGUUCCUGAAAAUAAGAAUGGAGGAGGAAGAUGCGCUGGAGCUGAAGAUUGUGCUAUCAGAGAGAAGACGGAAGAACAACCAAGAAAUGAGGGGGACCUGAGAAAUGAGUCAGCAGGUGAGAAGAAGGAAGCAUCUGAGUCGUUCACAGUGAGAUAUGCUGGACCAAAAGCAGAAAAUAAACAAUUGUCAGAUGGAGAGGCUGCUCGGCUUAUCCAGUCUGUUUAUCGUGGAUACGAAGUGCGCAAAUGGGAGCCUAUAAAGAAAUUGAAGCAAAUUGCUGCAGUAAGGGAGCAGGUGACUGAAGUCAGGAACAAGAUCCAUUCUUUAAAACCAUCUUCUGAUCAUCCUAAGGAUGGUAAAUCAAGAGCGAUCAUUGGUGAAAUGAUAAUGAGCCUCCUGUUGAAACUAGAUGGCAUUCAGGGUUUGCACCCUAGCCUGAGGGACAUCAGAAAAUCAUUGGCGAAAGAGCUUGUUACCUUGCAGGAGAAGCUGGACUCUCUUGUAGUGAACAAGCCCGAAGAGACACAGGACAAUAAGUGCCUUAGUUGUAAUGAUGCGCAAUUGCAGCAAGAGAAACUACCAGUUCCCAGAGGACAGCUAGUCAACAAGCCAUCACAACUGGGUCAUGACAUGGGGAGUAACUUGAGUAAUGGUUGUGACAUUACACAGCCUAAUUUACCAAUUGCCGGGGUGGGCGAAGCAUCUCAGGAAAUGGAAUCACCAGCAAUACAUUAUCAGGAAUUCAAGAUUUCUGAUGGAGGUUCACUUCCUGAAAGGGAUGAAGCCACAGACACGGAUGUGAGGGCUGCUCAUACCAAUAUCGAGGGAGGGGGAUCAGAAAGCUGUGACGCUAUUUCUGCAGGAGCAAAUUCCCUCGAGGGUGCAGGUCCUGAUCCAGAGGUGAAGCGACCAUUCAUGGCCAAAGUAGACGCAAAUGAAAUAAUGCAGAUUACUGAUGGUUCUCAUGAUGAUGGACUCGAGGGUUUGGCGAUAGCCGAUGAUGAGGUGAUUGCUCCUCGGGAGGAGGACACAGGAGAAGUGAAGCAUAUAAACUUGAGUGGUGAAGGGAUCGGAGAAAUGGGCUGCCCACUAGAAUCACCUGAGGGAGUGACCGAAGAAGAGAAAAGUGGACCACUGAUUAUGGAGAAUGAUAGUCUUACAGAACAGGAGCAAUCUGAUGUAACUUCCAAAGUAUCUGAGAACAAGGAACACAAUGAGCCCUUGGAAGUCCUGGUACCAAAGAGUGAACCCGAGCAUAAUGUAGCUGCAGAACAAAAGUUGGAUACCGAGGAGAUGAAGCUGGUGACAUGCACAGAGUCCUUAACUAUGGAGAAUACAGUCGACCAAGACGUAGAUGCGGAUACUGAGGUGAAGAAGCGGGUGGUAUGCAAAGAGUCCUCGACCAUGGAGAGUGAAGUCGACCAAGAUGUAGCUGCAGAUACCGAGGAGAGGAAGCUGGUGGCAUGCACAGAGCCCUGGACUAUGGAGAGGGAAGUCGACCAUGACGUAGCUGCAGAGAAAAGCGUUGAUCUCAGUGUCAAGGGUGAAAAUGAAGCCCUUCAUGACGUUCAGUAUGCAGUAUCAAAGGACCUGUCAUCUGAAUCUGAACGUGAAGUUCAUUGUUCAGCAGAUCAAAUGCUCGAAGGAGACUCUCGACACAGCAUCCCUACUUCCGAAAUGCAACAGGAAAUGCUCGUAGCAGCGGAGAAAGAGACGCAGCUGGAAGAUGGAGGAAAUGUUUGCUCGACCGAGACAGACCCCGAUGUGGCCAGUCCUAUCGUGUCUACAGAAGCUGUCGUCUCCCCUGGGAGAUUGGAAGUCCUGCCCAAGGUAGGAUUGGUAGCAAGUGAAGAGCAGAAUGUUGAUGACAGGAAGCUUGUGGAGGUGAACGCAAGGCUGAGAGAGACGAUGGAGAAGCUGCUUGAGGCAGGGAAUGAACAAAUGGAUGCUAUCUCCAAACUGACCGGCAGGGUGAGAGAGCUGGAGAAGAAACUAUCCAACAAGAAGAACAAUUACGCCAGGCCGAGACGACGGAAAGCUGCAACUCCGCGCUGCAGAUCAUCAAUAAAGGGCGCUGCCUCUGCUGCGUAACUGAGGCAUGCUACUGCUUGCUUGGGUUGCGUUGCUGAAAAGCUUGUAUCUUGUGUGUCGUCCUUGUUUGCUAAUGAUGUUAUCACUGUGAAUAAUAAUUGUGAGAAAACCGAAUGAAUAAAAGGGUUUUAUUAUUACA
Linum tenue is the source of this 3803-nucleotide messenger RNA. NCBI's taxonomy places the organism in Eukaryota, Viridiplantae, Streptophyta, Magnoliopsida, Malpighiales, Linaceae. The record is from the annotation of a GenBank genome assembly.